AUGUGCAAGAUGGAUUUAGAGUCUAGGUUGCAAAAGUUGUCCCGAAGCCCAACCAGCAAUAUCCAAGAAGCAUUUUUUUGCUGGCUUCUUUGUGAACAAGAACUCUAUCCCUUUCUUCUCACGGCGCUGCAGCUCAACCUUUCUUCUCCGACCGAACAUCAACAUCCGACCACCGCAGAAGAUCGUAUCAUCUCGUCUCUCUCUAAUUCAUCUCUGUCUCAAUCCGCAAACAAGCUUCCUCGACUUCUUCAAUCUCUUUCAUCUACUUCCAUCGUGAAACCUCGGCCGGUGAUCACACCGAAAAGUCUAACAAACUCAGAGUUAUCUGACCUGGUUUUAGAGCCUGGACUUCUGUUAAGAUUGGAUGCCAUUGUUACUGAUGCGGCAAGUCUGGAGAGUAUAUCGCUUAGCAAAUCCCCAGAUAUGAUCUUAAAACCUGUUGCAUACCGCUUUUAG
Vicia faba (fava bean) is the source of this 456-nucleotide messenger RNA. Lineage: Eukaryota; Viridiplantae; Streptophyta; Magnoliopsida; Fabales; Fabaceae. The record is from the annotation of a GenBank genome assembly.